This is a messenger RNA of Lactuca sativa (garden lettuce), 1131 nucleotides long. RefSeq lists its product as uncharacterized. The record is from RefSeq and is a predicted model, not a curated record. Lineage: Eukaryota; Viridiplantae; Streptophyta; Magnoliopsida; Asterales; Asteraceae.
GGGAAGAGUGGAACACAUGAGACACGAGAGAGACAACUUUCUCACCAGCAAGAGAGAAAGAAAGAAAACGUUAGGCAUAGUUUUCAAGGGCAACGUUGAGGCCAUCGCAGUGUUUCCGGUGGGCACAAAGACCAUGUCGGUCCGCUCAGCAGGGAAAGACAAGUAUAACACCCAACUUUAUGAUAUGAGGUGAAAACAUGGUUAGAUGGUUAUUUAUGAGAGUCCAUCAUUUUAGUGAAUAAGAAUACAUCUAUCUAAAAAUUAGUUCUACAAAUAGAAAAUAACAGAAAAUUUAAAUUCAUCAUCCGUGGUGAAUCAUGCAACAGUUCUAAAAAUGAAAAUGAAAAAAAUUCUUGAUGAUAGAAAAGACACCACCUUUUUUUUCCAACAAUGCAGCCAAUGCUAUUUCCGAAUUACGUACUCCAGAUUACCAAAAUCCUAUUUCCCAUUUCAUGAAUCUCGUUUCUCUUGUUUUUGUCUACUUCUUCUAACCCUUUUAUACAAGCAAAUGACGAUCGACUGCGAGAUGAUCCAUGGUACACAUACUGGGAGGCGACAAGAACUAUAGGGAUUCGAGCUCCAAUGGCGCAGAGGAGGAAAAUCGAGGUUUCCAAUACCAAUUUCGAUGGAAAUAAACCCGAAGUUAAUGUCAGUUUUCAAAAUGCUGCCAAUGAAGUUACUAAACUCUAUCAUCAAGCUAUGAAUUCCCAACAUGUUGCUUUUGAUGCUGGUCGAAGACAUUCACUUGAGAAAGCAUUCGAAUGGGUUUCAUCUAAAGCACAUGAUGGAAAAUCGGUUACUUCAUCAGAAUUUAUGGCCUAUUUGCAGCUUUUAUGCAGCAUGAGCUCAAUGAUUCAUCGGCAAAUAGUCAUCAAGAACUUAGUGAAAAUAUGCCUUGUUCUCAAGAUCAGGAUAUGAAAGAAGAGCAUCCUCAUAUGUAGCUUCACAAAUCUUUGUUUUUCUUUUUUCGUCUUUUUAGGGAACUUUCAGAUGCGCAGUAUCAUGGUUGUAUGUUGAAUGUCAAAGAAAAGAAUGAUGGUAUUAUUGUAAUUUCAUAUGUAGGAAUUUUACAUAUUAACUAUUUUGAGGUAUUUCAUGUGUAUGAAUUUUACAUAUUACUAUUUGGAGAUA